AUGCGGCUGAUUCCAGACCGGGUCGCCGAUGAUGCGCGCUUGUUCGAGUGCACCAAGGCGCUCGUCGAUGUCACCUCGCGCACGGAGGAGCUCAGGGCCUACGUCCUGCCCACCUAUCUUCCCGAUAUGAUGGCCGCCCUCCUUCAGCUCGCCUACGGCCCUACGCUUUCGGCGCCGCCGGUCUGCUCCACACCCGAACCCGCAUCAUCGACGCCGGUGGAGCUCCGAGCUCAACCGGCUCAACCCGCCAAGGCUACUCCGGCCAGCGUCCUGUCGGCGUUCCUGCCGCAGGCCCGGGCGGCCAGCUCCACCAGCGACCAGCAGGAAAGCGCGACUACCCAACAAGCCCCCUCGCCGAUGCAACAGUGGGCGUCGCCCGUUCUCGAAAGCAGCUUCAUCAAAGCUGUGACACCGCAGGCGCUGGUGGCCUCGCUUCUGUUGCUCAUGGGCGCCCCGAGUCGUCCGGCUCCUCGGUGGCUGUCGUCUCAAUGCGGACACCUGCUCUCGCGCGCCCUCAUGCGCCACGGAGGAGUCGCUGCAGUUCUCGCGCAUCUGGGAUCCGGCGGCGACCUGCCCGACGCGCUUCAGGCCAAGAUCGUUCAAAUCAUCACCACUCCGCCCAAGCAGGUCCCCAAAUCGUGGUACAUGGCAACGAUGCGCGGUGGGGAACAGAAGUACUAUGCGGCCGUGUGUCCGCAGCUGCGCGAGCUCGUGCACGUGCCGCAUGGGCACGACCAGGCGGAGGCGUACACGCGAAUCGCGAUCACGGCCGCGGGCAGGAUGCUCGAAAAGCAGCCACUGCUGACCAAGCGCUACUUCCUCGACCCCAUCCUCGCGCCGCUGGCCCUCUUCGCUCGAUCGUCGGCCUUGCCUGCUGCCGCCCGUGGCAGUACCACCACCGACCUGAUUCGAGAGCAGCCGCUCAUCAGGUCCCUGGAAAAGAAGCUGCCGGCCGAUACGCCGCCGGCCGAGAGCGUCGAGAUCGAUGAGAAGACAUUGUCGGCGUGCCUGGACGACCUGGAGAAGGUCAUCUCCGCCCACAGCGCCAACGCCACUCUGAGCAACGCCGUCGCCGAAGUCAUGCCAGCGCUGUUCCAGUUGUACUGCUACACGCGGCGCAGUCCGACGUCGCUCAAAGCCACGGUCACGUCGAUCAUGGACACCUUCUUCCUGGUGUCCGAGGGCAGCGCCACGGGGCAGGCGCUGAGGGACCUCAUUCUGCCUCCCAGCCCCGACGCCUCCACGUCGUCGUUUGCGCUGGCCUUCGCGCCGGGGCCGACCGGCGGGGUGGUCAUCAAACGAACAAAGAAUCCGAGCCGUCGGGACUCGUACGGGGAGGCCGAGUGCGUGGUGGCGCUGCUCAAGGAGCUGGGUAACGAGCAGCUGAUGGGCAACCUCUUCGUCGACCUCCUCAAGGCCUUUGUCGAUAUGCGCAGGCAAGACGUUGACCGCGAGAUUGCAGCGCAAGGCGAGCCCCAAGGAGAUGACGAAGAAGAAGAACACCAAACCGAGCGACACCUGGUGUUGCUGCACUUGUUGGCGUCGAUGAGCGAAGGCCUGGGCGAGAAGCUCAUCCAAGACGUCGUGCAAGUGACCACCCUUCUUCGCGUGAUGUUUGAGGGCGGCGAUGAGGUGGUGGUGUCGCUGUGCUUGAGCAUCCUGAGCGCUCUGCUCUCGGGACAGAAGAUCAAGCUCAACCAGGCCGAGUCCAUCUUGUUGCUCGACCUGCUGCCCUUCCUCGGCGAACUCAAGGAUCACCCCGAGGAGCACAUCAGCACUCUGGCCACGGAGCUGCACGUACGCAUCAUCGCACGAGAUCGAUCCUGGUUCAGCGACAGCACCACAGAAACAGAAACGCCGUCGCUGUUCCGCAAGGACGUGGAGCAGAUACUGGCGGAGCUCCGGGACCCGCUGCUGCCGGUGAGAGCGCAGGCCCUGGUCGCCCUGCGCAAGCUGGUGCUGGCCAAGGACGAGUUCGCGCGGGCCAACCGGGACAAGAUUCUCGACAUCUUCCAGACCCAGCUUCGCGACUCGGAUAGCUAUCUCUAUUAUGCGGCGAUGCGGGGAUUGGGAGCCCUGGGCGACAUCUUUCCCGAGGAGAUCAUUCCGGUCUUGGUCAAGUCCUUCCUGGACGAAUCCCUGAUCGAGGACACUCGGCUCAAGCUGGGCGAGACCCUUAGCACGUUGUCCAACCUGCGCGCCAGCUCCCUCUCCAACCUGGCCAGCGUGUGCGAGCUCAUGCGAUUUUCGCUUCACCCUUUCAUCCACGACAUUGUCAACGUGCUUGCCGAGCGGCUGCGAGGCGACCCAAGCGCGGACGUGCGCCUGGGUUGCCUGUUCGUGCUCUCGCGCCUGUUCGCGGGCAUGGGCGUCGAGUCGCUCGAGCUGCUGGCCGAGCGCCUCAAGGAGAUCCAUCAGCUGCUGCGCCACACAAGCGAGAUCGACGUCGACGCCGGCGUGCGCGGGCGUGCGCGCGAGGUGCUGGGGCUCAUGAACGACAUCACCCGCGCCGUGUUCCAACAACGUCCGCCCAUGCGCGAUGACCACAUACUCAACGUCGUUCAAUCCUGA
Molecule: messenger RNA, 2571 nt
Organism: Acanthamoeba castellanii str. Neff
Lineage: Eukaryota; Discosea; Longamoebia; Acanthamoebidae
Product: HEAT repeat domain containing protein
Exons: 13
Coding region: 1-2571 (856 amino acids)
Biological process (GO): protein secretion
Source: RefSeq, a predicted model, not a curated record